CAUGGCUGGGUGAUGUUACCAGCGAGCGCUGCUGGAAUCUGGAGAGGAAGAUCUUAUUUUACUUAUGAUCGAACUCUCGAAAUGUUAUAUCGUCUCUCUUUUUACAGAAAAACUCAUCGGAAUGUGCCCCGGUGAAUAAAUAAAAUUCGUAUCCUCACAUAUCUGGACGUGACCUUGUGUAGGAGCAUCGGGUGAUCUGCUUUGAGCAUGACACAAAGAGGGAGUUUAACAGCAGUAAAAAGCCUGCUUGGUUUGGUUCUGGGUGCGGGGAUCUCUUACUGUGUUUACAGGAUGAUAUUUGCUAAAGAGAAGAAGAAAUCCCCAGCAGGAGCUCAGAGAGAGAGCAAAAGGAGCUUACUUGAUAAAGUGUCAGGGUUGUCUGUGCUGACCCAGGUCAAAGCAAGAGCUACAGUGGAACCAGAUAAUAUUCCAAUAUCUGCUAGUGAUCUAGAACCUCAUCACAUCAAAAAACUUCUCAGACUUCUGGUAACCAAUACAGACUCUGCAAUUCGAGAAAAAGUCUUGAUCACUCUCUGUAACAGUGCUGCCUUCACGGUAAAUCAAGAUAUCAUUAGAAAUUUGGAUGGCAUUAAGGUUAUCGGCGCAGCUAUUUCAGAUUCUAAUCCACAAAUAAAAGUCAAAGCGCUAAAUGCUUUGAACAACUUGAGUAUGAACCUAGCAAAUCAGGAACAGAUAAAGGAAUACCUCGGUGAGAUAUGUACAUCUGUGCAGUCCUCACCAUUAAACUCUGAAGUACAGUUGGCUGGUCUCAGGCUGGUAAUUAAUAUGUCUGUCACUAAUAAUUACCAUAAGCAGAUUGCAGACUUCAUCUCCUGCUUCCUUAGUUUGUUGGUGGAUGGAAACCAAACUACUCAGGUUCACACUUUAAAGGUUCUUGUCAACCUGUCUGCAAACCCCUCCAUGACAAAAUGUCUACUUACAACAAAGGCACCACGGCAUAUGACCUCUCUCUUUGACAGCUGCAUAAACAGUGACAUUCUCGUCAGAGCGCUGACAUUUGCAGUAAACCUUUCUGAGAAUUCUGGAAAUGAGCUGCAUUGUGGUGGACAAUUUGAUUAUGACGAGGACUCUUUGUUUGUGCUGCUAUUCAGAGAUACAGACCAGCUCCAGAAGAAUUUACCAGCUUUAUUUCAGCAUCCGGAUAUGGAAGUAAAAGCUCAAGUUGCCAGACUUCUGAUAAAGCCAUUAGACCUGAAACGAUAAUGAACAAACUAAAUCAGUGUAUCUAUGAAGUUUGCAAAUCCAGGCAACAUAACUCAAGUCCAUACUGUAUUUUUGGCAUAUAAGAUGUUCCAGCGUUUUGUAAGGAAAAUUUUCUUUUUUUUGGUCAGAUUUUACCUUGCUCAGCAUAUACCUCUAUAUCCCAUGAGAUCUUGUAUUUUUAAUAUAUACUUUCAUAAGCUUUUCGUCUUGAAGUCUAAGCAAUAUUAUCAAAUGUUUUUGCAAAUGAUUCCUAAAUUGUCUAUCACCCCAAAAUCAAGUUAUAAUGUCGUACUCACUAAAUUGUAUGAUUAGAGGGCAGAAUAAAUAAAAAAAGAAAGCCUAUUGCAAGUA
This is a messenger RNA of Bombina bombina (fire-bellied toad), 1575 nucleotides long. It is a transcript of the gene ARMC10, whose product is annotated as armadillo repeat containing 10. Bases 208 to 1224 code for a protein of 338 amino acids. Gene Ontology annotation, cellular component: mitochondrion. The record is from RefSeq and is a predicted model, not a curated record. NCBI's taxonomy places the organism in Eukaryota, Metazoa, Chordata, Amphibia, Anura, Bombinatoridae. The transcript is spliced from 6 exons.